CCAUGUCAGAUGUGGUAUUUGGAUUUUUUGCCUGCAUUGCAUUUAUUGUUAUAGUGGUCUUUAAUGUUGGAGUUUUCACACCCAGCUGGCUAACUGUACAUGAAACACCAGUAAAUUCUUCCAUCCCUUCAAAAAUAUGCCAUUAUGGUCUGUUUCACAGCGUAGAUUGUCCAAACAAUGAAAAAGCUUUUGACUGGACAGUUAUUGCACUAAACAUAGCGACAUCUGUGAGUCUGACGAUUAUCCCAUUUCUCUGGUGUAUUUCAUGCAAAUUCUGGUGCUGCAAAGGGGACUACUCUGACGAAACAUGCGCAGAAGGUUGCUGCAGUUGUUACUCGUUCUUUUAUUUUGCUGGAGGUUUCCUUGGUUUUGCAUCAACGUUAAUUGUUGUUUCAAAAUUUGAUCACGACCAGUUGGGAUGGUCUUUCUUUCUAACAGCGGCUUCAUCUUCUGUGAUUCUGUUGCAGGUAGUACUUUUAGUCACCUACUUUGUUUGCUCACGAAACAUGAACGAAAAAUGCACAAUAUUCCUUGUCUACAGAAGGCGGCAUUCAAAAUAUGAGCGUUAUUAG
Molecule: messenger RNA, 572 nt
Organism: Saccostrea echinata
Lineage: Eukaryota; Metazoa; Mollusca; Bivalvia; Ostreida; Ostreidae
Exons: 4
Coding region: 3-572 (189 amino acids)
Source: RefSeq, a predicted model, not a curated record